Molecule: messenger RNA, 181 nt
Organism: Haemonchus placei
Lineage: Eukaryota; Metazoa; Nematoda; Chromadorea; Rhabditida; Trichostrongylidae
Source: the annotation of a GenBank genome assembly
AUGAAAAUGCUAAUGUUGUUGAUAGUGGUUGCGGCUAUACUUGGCGAUAUUCGAAUCGCGGCAGUGCGAUGGCAUGCUGCUGGAGGGUAUAGGAGAUAGAAAGAGAAGAUUCAGGUCAAGGUUCCAUUUGUUGACCGAGCGGCGUUGUUGGCAACGUAAUGCGGCCUGCUUGGAUCGAUAG